AUGACAGAGUUGCUUGACAGCACAUUGGAAAUGGUAGACAUGCUGGUUAGUGCACGUGGAAUUAUAGAGCUGUCAGACAGUGCACUGAGAGUAAUGGAGUUUAUAGACAGCAAGCUGGGAAUGGUAGAGCUGCUAGACAGCACACUUGGAAUGGUAGAGCUACUAGACAGUGCACUGGGAAUGAUAGAGAUGCUAGACAGCGCAUUGGAAAUGGUAGACAUGCUGGUUAGUGCACAUGGAAUUAUAGAGCUGUCAGACAGUGCACUGGGAUUAAUGGAGUUUAUAGACAGCACGCUGGGAAUGGUAGAGCUGCUAGACGGUGCACUUGGAAUGACAGAGUUGCUAGACAGCACACUGGGAAUAACAGAGCUUGUAGACAGGGCACUUGGAAUGAUAGAGUUGCUAGACAGCACACUGGGAGUAAUAGAGCAGAGGAACAUUACACUGGGAAUGGUAGAGCUGCUAGACAGUGCACUGGGAAUAAUAGAGCAGAGGAACAUUACACUGGGAAUAAUAGAGCUGCUAGACAGCGCACUUGGAAUGGUAGAGUUGCUGGACAUCACACUUGGAAUGAUAGAGCUGCUAGACAGAACACUGGAAAUAAUAGAGCAGAGGAGCAUUAAACUCGAAAUAAUAGAGCUGCUAGACAGUGCACUGGGAAUAAUAGAGCAGAGGAACAUUACACUGGGAAUAAUAGAGCUGCUAGACAGCGCACUUGGAAUGGUACAGCUGCUGGGCAGUGCACUGGGAAUGGCAGAGCUGCUAGACAGCGCACUGGGAGUGAUAGAGCAGAGGAGCAUUAAACUCGAAAUAAUAGAGCUGCUAGACAGCGCUCUGGGAAUCAUAGAGCUUCUAGACAGCGCACUGGGACUGGAAGAGCUGCUGGACAGCGCACUGAGAAUUAUAGAGCUGCUAGACAGCGCACUUGGAAUGGUAGAGUUGCUUGGACAUCACACUGGGAAUGGUAGAGCUGCUGGACAGAACACUAGAAAUAAUAGAGCAGAGGGACAUUACACUGGGAAUGGUAGAUCUGCUAGACAGUGA
Messenger RNA from Saccoglossus kowalevskii, 1044 nucleotides. RefSeq lists its product as uncharacterized. The record is from RefSeq and is a predicted model, not a curated record. NCBI's taxonomy places the organism in Eukaryota, Metazoa, Hemichordata, Enteropneusta, Harrimaniidae.